Zea mays is the source of this 1096-nucleotide messenger RNA. RefSeq lists its product as uncharacterized. Lineage: Eukaryota; Viridiplantae; Streptophyta; Magnoliopsida; Poales; Poaceae. The record is from RefSeq and is a predicted model, not a curated record. The transcript has a single exon. The coding region runs from base 10 to 999 and encodes 329 amino acids.
AGGAAUUCCAUGCCCUACGUCGUGUACAAGAUGGGCGUCGCCACUUCCUUUCCUUCGCGGGUGAAGCGGAAGAGCCUGCACCGAGUUACCCGUCUGACCACCGUUGCUGGCGGUAUGACCUUCACGUCCCUACGGUCAGUGCACCGCGCGUGGAUCAUUAGGGUCGGGGGUGAUCCGGGUGACACCGUCAUCUUCGACACCAAGACGAAGAAGGUCAUUCACGGGCCGACUCUCAAUUCUACAAAGUGGUGCCCUGUCCUAACAACAAUGGGGGACAAGGUUUAUGCUCUGUGCAAGACUCUCUGCUGGUUCACAGACCCCGAUUUCCCACCCUGGUUCGAGGUACUCGAUCUUUCCAAAGCCAAAGUUGUCAUUGUUGACGACCGCUCCCACCUGGAGGGAUGCUCCUGGAUUGAGCUACCACAUCCACCUUGCUUCCCUUGGAAGAUUACCCCAUUUGUUUAUACCAUGCUGCCAGUUGUACUUAUCACGUCUUAUGUGGUGGUCGACACCUACAUACUGGUAUCAUUCAAUCAACUUUGGGGCACAUAUGCAUUUGACACCAAUUCAGUCGAGUGGCACAAAAUUGACACCAAGGGGCUACCAUUCGUUGGUCGCGCCACCCCACAUGGCUCUUUAUUCCUUGGCUUGUCAGAGGGAAAUGGAUCCAUCAAUGCUUAUUGCAUCAGUGUCACUACUACUGACAAUGAUCGUGCUCCUAACUUAUCCAUCACUAUGCUCCCGGUGAAAUACAUGGAUAAUGAAAUUGAUGCAGGGCCCUGCUUCUUUUCCUUGGAGGAUGGAUGCUUUUGUUCGUUCAGUUUUUCGCUUGAUAAAUGCAGUUGGACUCUUCAUCCCAAGAAGCUCGAAUUGUUUCCAAAGGAGACACAUUUAAACCUGAGAACAUAUCAGACAGAGAAUCUUUCAUCCCUGGAGGUUCCAGAGGAAACAUUGUUGGCUGUGAAGCCGAAGAUUGCAGUCCACAGCCAUUGGGAGUAGACCUUCAAGAUUUAGUGUUCAUCCCAUGGGUUCAGUCAAUUUGCUUCCGUCCUUCUAGUAUAUGUCCCACUGAUACCUUUCUUUCAGAAAUAUGAUC